AUGUCGGACUCGAGCGCAAUAAGUGAUUUUCAAGUUUCUGAUAGUGAUAAUGCUAGCGUUGUAACAUCCUCGAGUAAUUUCACGGAUAGUGGAGAUGAAUCAGUGGUAACUGGUGUCAUUCUUGGCUACCAGUUCGAGCCCGUUGUUGAAGGCAGUUUUGAGGAUAUGGAAGAAGGCGAGGAUGUUGAUGACGAGGAAGAGGAAGAUAGAUUCUGGCGACUUCGUAUGGAGGAGCAAAACUGGUGCAUAUGUGGUGACAAAUGUGAGGUGCAAGAUGUCCCAAUAGAAAAUGCCUGUUGCCAUGAAAAGGAACCAAUUUUGAGGAAAAUUGAGGCGUACAACGAGGAACAUGGCGGAAACAUUCGGUGCAUCACCGAACAUCCCGGGUUCCAGUCCAAUUGCCUUGAUGUGUGGGUGCUACAGACUGCCUACUCCCAUUACAAGCAGCAAUAUCGGGCGGCAGUAGAUGGAGAAACAAAUGAGUACGUGAUACUUGUAUUUCAUUCAAUAUUGAUAAUAUAUUUUCAUUCCUAA
Lineus longissimus is the source of this 534-nucleotide messenger RNA. RefSeq lists its product as uncharacterized. The coding region runs from base 1 to 534 and encodes 177 amino acids. The record is from RefSeq and is a predicted model, not a curated record. The transcript is spliced from 2 exons. Lineage: Eukaryota; Metazoa; Nemertea; Pilidiophora; Heteronemertea; Lineidae.